GGGGGGAAAUCCCACCUCUCUCGGACACACUCCACCCCCUCCGAUAAACUAUCUGACAAACAGCCCGAGAAGUGUCAGCACUACUUCGGACACCAAGUACCGGGGUUGCGGGCUCUGCUAAAGAAGUAUCAGCGAGCCAAGCAAAGCACGGACUCCGGGAGCCGGAAGCUAUCAACUUUGUCAUCGCUGACAAACGGGAUUGACGGUGCUAGCAUCUCUUUCCUCCACACGUGUCCUAGAGGUUUGGCUGGCACAACUUCUUCCUCAGCCCAAAGGAGUAGUAGAAACUGGCCCUAGCGGUGUACGGCUUUACCUGGACCCGUCCUAGCGGCUGUGGAUGUUGACUGGUGUAGGUGCUGUGUCGUAGUGCCGUCCUGACCUUUGCUCUCCUCAAAGCCAGUUCGUGCCCGGAAGAGAGGGGGAUGCUGCCGUUCGGUGUGGCCCCUGGAAGCACCGGGGCAGGCGGUGCAGGCUGCCCCCCUGGGGGCGGAGUGUCGGGCCCCGGGCUGCUCUUGCUGGGCCCCGCAGGGAGAAAGCUUUCUGGGUUUCGGUUGACGGAGAAGUUCCUGCUGCUGCUGGUGUUCAGUGGCUUCAUCACCCUGUGCUUCGGGGCCAUCUUCUUCCUGCCGGACUCGUCCAAGCUGCUGAGCGGAGUCUUCUUCCAGCAGCCCCCGCGACACAGACCGUCGGUCAGCUUUGGGGUCCUGGAGGAGGAGCCGGAGGUUGGGGGGCGGCUUGCCCGUAUCCGUGAGGAGCAUGAGCGGGCACUGAGGGAAGCCAAGGACACCCUGAACCGGCCCCCCGAAGACAUCAAGGGGGACAUCAUACGGGACAAGAAGAAGCUGCUGGCCCAGGGCAGGGUGACAGCUGGGGGGAAGCUGCCCGGCAGGGUCUUCAAGCCCCCCGUGGGGGUGGUGGGGAAGGAGCCGGAUGACCCAGACGUCAAGGAGAAGAGGGAUAAGAUCAAAGAGAUGAUGAAAUUUUCCUGGGAUAAUUAUAAAAGAUAUGCAUGGGGAUUAAAUGAACUGAAGCCUGUUCAGAAACAAGGGCAUUCAAGUAAUUUGUUUGGCAAUAUACAAGGAGCCACAAUAGUAGAUGCCCUUGACACACUUUAUAUCAUGGAAAUGAAAGAUGAAUUCAACGAUGCCAAAGAGUGGGUGGAAAAAAACCUAGAGUUCAGUGUGAAUGCAGAAGUCUCCGUAUUUGAGGUCAAUAUCCGUUUUGUUGGUGGCCUGUUGUCUGCUUACUAUCUCACAGGGGAAGAGAUCUUUAGAAGAAAGGCAGUGGAACUGGGAGAAAAGUUGCUUCCUGCUUUCAACACUCCUACUGGUAUUCCUUGGGCACUGUUAAACAUGAAGAGUGGCAUAGGUCGAAAUUGGCCCUGGGCUUCUGGAGGAAGUAGCAUUUUGGCAGAAUUUGGAACACUGCACCUGGAGUUUGUCCAUUUGAGUCAAGUAUCUGGAAACCCAAUUUUUGCUGAAAAGGUCAUGAAUAUUCGAAAAGUACUAAAUCGGUUGGAUAAACCACAAGGCCUCUACCCAAACUAUCUGAAUCCUAGCAGCGGUCAGUGGGGUCAACAUCACGUUUCUGUUGGAGGACUUGGGGAUAGCUUUUAUGAAUAUUUGCUGAAGGCCUGGCUAAUGUCAGACAAGACAGAUGAAGAAGCCAGGAAGAUGUAUUAUGAAGCUGUUCAGGCCAUUGAGACUCAUUUAAUCCGGAAAUCUAGCAAUGGCCUAACAUACAUUGCGGAAUGGAAAGGGGGCCUACUGGAGCAUAAAAUGGGGCAUUUGACUUGCUUUGCUGGCGGAAUGUUUGCACUUGGCGCUGAUGGUGCACCAGGAGAAAAAACUGGCCAUCACAUAGAGCUUGCGGCUGAGAUUGCCCGCACCUGCCAUGAAUCUUAUGAUCGUACAACAAUGAAAUUGGGCCCAGAAGCUUUCAGGUUUGAUGGAGGUGUCGAAGCGAUUGCUACGAGACAAAAUGAAAAAUACUAUAUCCUCCGACCAGAGGUUAUUGAAACCUACAUGUACAUGUGGCGUUUCACACAUGAUCCGAAGUACCGGCAGUGGGGCUGGGAAGCCGUUCAGGCACUGGAAAAGUACUGCAGAGUGGAAGGAGGAUAUUCUGGUGUCCGCGAUGUGUAUGCUGCCCACCCAAAUCAUGAUGAUGUGCAGCAAAGUUUUUUUCUUGCGGAAACACUCAAAUAUUUAUAUUUGUUGUUUUCAGACGAUGACCUCCUUCCAGUAGAACAUUGGGUAUUUAAUACAGAGGCACAUCCAUUACCCAUAGUUGAGAAAAGUGACAGAACGAUAGCAGAAUCCAAAUAGAUUGCAACAUGUGAACUGCUGUCAUAACGUCAAUUCACUGCAUUCCUCCAGUGGUCCAUUUUCCAGGAUUGCGGAACAGAACACCCUCUUUCAUGUGUCAGUUUGAUUCCGAUUUUGAAGUUGUACACCAACUGUUUUGCAGUCUGUUAUGUUUACUACUAGACAUUUCUGGGUGAUUCUAGAGCCAUUCCAUUGUGACCUGAUAUACGACUGUGAAUUUGAAGCACCUUUUUUUUCCCAUAAACACGAUGUUAAGGUUUUGUUAAACAAAUCUCUUGUCAUAUAGAGUAGACCAGUCUGCGUUUUCUGUUAGUUUCUCUCUUUUUUAUCUUUUCAUUUGACUGCAAAGAUCCUUUCUCCUCUGUGAGGAGAUUGUCUGCUUUAUGCUGUAAUCUUUUGCCAUGUUGCAAAAAGCCAUACUGAAUAGUGUAAAAGAAUUCUUUCUUUUUCUUUCCAGAUGUAUGUAAAUCAGAUUUGUCUGAAUGUCAUCUAAGACAAAUAGUGUAACUGUGACAUCUUCCUCUUAUGCGGGUUUUUCUUUAACUUUGAUAUAAUUGUUCUAAACCAUAUCUUUUAAUGAAAGUGACCUAGAAAUGACUCAUUUUCAUGCAGGCAUAACUCUGUCUUAAAUGGCCAUAUACACUUUUUGUGGGUGUUUUUUUUUUCUUUUUUUCCAGGGGUUUUAACUAAUCAAUAAAUGGCAAAACAUCUUA
Spea bombifrons (plains spadefoot toad) is the source of this 3040-nucleotide messenger RNA. It is a transcript of the gene MAN1A1, whose product is annotated as mannosidase alpha class 1A member 1. Gene Ontology annotation, biological process: N-glycan processing; carbohydrate metabolic process. Lineage: Eukaryota; Metazoa; Chordata; Amphibia; Anura; Pelobatidae. Gene Ontology annotation, cellular component: Golgi membrane; extracellular exosome; endoplasmic reticulum. Bases 423 to 2327 code for a protein of 634 amino acids. The transcript is spliced from 12 exons. The record is from RefSeq and is a predicted model, not a curated record. Gene Ontology annotation, molecular function: calcium ion binding; mannosyl-oligosaccharide 1,2-alpha-mannosidase activity.